Molecule: messenger RNA, 291 nt
Organism: Rotaria socialis
Lineage: Eukaryota; Metazoa; Rotifera; Eurotatoria; Philodinida; Philodinidae
Source: the annotation of a GenBank genome assembly
AUGUCGCUUGAUCAAAUGACGAAUCACGAUGAUCUCAUUCGACAAUUCAAUGAAAAAUUUCAACAAACUUCAUCAACAGAUAUUCUUGAACGUCUUCAGUUAAUCAAUAAUUUAAUUGCCAUUUGUGCGAGACAGAACAAUUUUUCAACAGUAUUCAAAUAUUUCAGUGAAACGAAUAUUAUUUAUUCAGAGCAUCAAUCUUCAAAUUUGGAAACUAAAGAACAACUCGAUGAAAUCAUGAUUAAUAUCUUGUUCAAUACGGCGAAAUCCUACUAUCGUCAACAAAAUUGA